Rhizoctonia solani is the source of this 4446-nucleotide messenger RNA. Its product is annotated as Retrotransposable element Tf2 protein. Gene Ontology annotation, biological process: DNA integration. Bases 1 to 4446 code for a protein of 1481 amino acids. NCBI's taxonomy places the organism in Eukaryota, Fungi, Basidiomycota, Agaricomycetes, Cantharellales, Ceratobasidiaceae. The transcript is spliced from 4 exons. The record is from RefSeq and is a predicted model, not a curated record. Gene Ontology annotation, molecular function: zinc ion binding; nucleic acid binding.
AUGGAACCAGAGCCGUCCCUUACCGCUCUCCUCAAGGCUAUCACAGCCCUCACAGCCACAGUCGGGUCCUUGCAGGACCAAAUCAAAUCACAAGGCAAGCAAAUCACACAGCUCACCGCUAUAUGCAAGGAAACCAACAACCUUGUUGGUGACAAGGACCAGGGCGGAGCCCAAACCAAGCCUGGCCCAUCAACUGGGCCUGUCACCCCUCCUACCCACUCAGGAGGGGAAACCCACACUCCAGGCACGGUUAGGCCUGGGCUCAAGGCUCCCUUCCGCCCUUCAAGGGGUACAGGGUUUGACUCCAAGGAGAAAGAAGAGCCAAGGCAACCAAAAAAGAGCCUCAGGGAACGCCUAGGCGGGUCCAGCGUAAAAAGACCCAAGAUGGACCUCCCCAACCCUUAUAAAGGAGACAUUAGGGGACGCAAGGCCACGCAAUGGCUGGACCGCAUGCUGCUCUGGGUGGCCCUACACAGGGACCAAUUUGACAAGGAGGAGCAAAUGGUUGUGUGGAUACUUUACCACAUGACAGAAAAGGCAGCCGAUUGGGCACUCCCUGUCAUAGGAGCCAUCAUCAAGGGCAAGGGCAACCCGCCGACCACCAUCCCGGCCUUAACGGCCAAAUUUAAGGAGGCAUUUGCAGACCCUGAUGCCAAAAGGGCGGCUGCCAGGAAGAUUGCCGCGUUGACUCAGACCACAACCACGUUGGAGUAUGUCACGGAAUUCCGCAAUCUCAUGGCGGAACUCAACUGGAACAAGGAGGCAUAUAUUGCCCAAUUCACACGCAGUCUUCACUGGAAGGUCAAAGAACUCCUGUCUACCAAAGACAGUAUUCCCGACGAGUUAGAGGCUAUCUUUGCUGCCUCCAUCAAGAUUGACAACAUUUGUCGGGAGAACAAGGAGAACCGUCCCAAGAAGCUCCCUGCCAAGCCCUUGGCCACCGCGGCCACUACCUCCACCACUACCACCAGGGUCCGCCUAUCCGAGGAUCCCAACUACGUCACCCCGGAAGAAAGGGACCGCCGCCGCGCAUCUGGCCUUUGCGUCAAGUGCGGCCAAAAAGGGCAUGGCAUCAAACAAUGCCCUAAUGGUUGGAAAGCCACGAUCAAGGAAGUGGCCAAGUCCCUGGUCCCUAAAUUAGAUGUGCAUGUAUUGGAUUGCAAAUUUGUAUCUUUGGCUCUAGACUCAAAUAAGAAGCCUCUUUUAUUUAUCAAUCUCAAACUACACAACUUCCCAACGGAACACCUUAAAACUCUCAUUGACUCAGGAGCCACAUUGAACUUCAUCUCCCCCUUGAUUGUGGAAAAAUAUAAAAUACCAAAAACCCAGCUUGAAAAUCCACGAGUUGUGAGAAUGUUAGAUGGUACAAUUUCCCAGACUGGUUGCAUAUGGCACCAGGUUCAACUCGCGGUUUUGGCCAAUGGCCAUAAACACUCCAUUCCUUUCCUAGUCUGCCCCAUUGGGAACACCUCCGCUAUCCUAGGAAUGACUUGGCUCACAUCAGAAUCCCCACUCAUUGAUUGGCAUCAAGGGACAGUCACCUUCCCUGAACAAGCACAAAUUGCCUCCAAGGAAGAAGCGGACCCAGAUCCUCUAGCAGACCUCCCCCCUCAGUACCAUGAGUUUGCUAAAGUAUUUGGCAAAGAAGAAUUUAAGGUCCUACCCCCUCACAGGGAAUACGAUAUUGCAAUAGACCUUAUUCCCAAUGCCAAACUUUCCCCCGGGCCAAUUUACGGAAUGACCGACGCAGAAUCAAGAGCGCUAAAGCAGCAUAUUGAUGAAGAACUGGCCACAGGCAAAAUCCGUCCUAGUACCUCCUCUGCUGGCGCUCCAGUAAUGUUUGUCAAAAAGGCCAAUGGUUCCCUCAGGCUGGUUGUUGAUUACAGGAAGUUGAAUGACGUUACCCAUAAGAAUGUAUAUCCCUUACCAAGGCAGGACGACCUCAUGGCUAAACUUAGGCAUGCCAAGGUCUUCACAAAAUUGGACUUACGCUGGGGCUAUAAUAACGUUUGGAUCAAGGAAGGUGAUGAAUGGAAGACAGCUUUUAGGACUAAAUACGGCCUAUUUGAGUACCUAGUGAUGCCCUUUGGUCUUACCAAUGCCCCCGCAGCGUUCCAACACUUCAUGAACAAUCUGUUUAGGGACCUCAUCGACGUCACUGUGGUGAUCUACUUGGAUGACAUCCUGAUCUUCUUGGAAGACCCCAAGGACCACCCAACCCAUGUCAGGGAGGUCCUAUCACGGCUAUUGAGGAAUCAGCUGUUCUGUAAACUCUCUAAGUGCCACUUCCAUGUUACGACAGUAGAUUACCUUGGCAUUGUCAUUUCCCCAGCUGGGUUCUCAAUGGACCAAAAGAAGAUUGAGGCCGUCACUACCUGGCCCACGCCCAAAACCGUUAAACAGGUCCAAGCCUUCCUAGGGUUUGUCAACUACCUUAGGCGCUUCAUUCCCAAUUUCAGCUUGGUUGCCCGUCCCCUCCACAAUCUCACAAAGAAGGAAACCCCAUGGACGUGGGAAAUCCAAGAAGAAGAGGCGUUUCGGGAGUUGAAAUCUCUGGUUACUAAGUCCCCGGUCCUUAUCCACUCCAAACCUGACCAACCGUAUUACCUGGAAACCAAUGCGUCAGGAGUAGCUAUGGGAGCCAUCCUAAGCCAACGAGGGGAGGAUAACCGCCUUCACCCAAUUGCUUACAUGUCCAAGUCCUUCUCCAGUGCAGAAGCUAAUUAUGACACCCACAAUAAGGAGCUCCUGGCAAUUAUUAAGGCACUGGAAGAAUGGAGGAUAUUCCUGGAGGCAACGGAUAAACCAGUACAGGUGUUCACAGACCAUUGGAACUUAGAAUACUGGAUGCAGGCAAGGACAUUCAACCGGCGACACGCAAGAUGGCGCAUAUUCCUGAGCAACUUCAAUUUUGAAAUCCACUACCAACCAGGGAAACAGUCGGGAAAGCCAGACGCAUUGUCCAGGCGAUCAGACUAUGUUGACAACCCCUCAGAACCAGAAGUCAUGCUUCCAGCAGAAGUCUUUGCAAACACAUCUCAGGAAGAACUGGAGAUUGUCACAGAAGUACGUUCCAAACUAAGGGAAGAUCCCUCCCUGGAUUCCAUCAUCCAGUUCCUGACCAAGGAUGCCGACAAUGCUCCCCCAUCAAUAAGGAAGGCGUACAAGGAUUACGACUGGGAAGAGGACCUCCUCUGGUACCGGGGAAAAUUGGUAAUUCCAGACAAUGAACCCCUGAAGGAAAGACUCCUCAGAGAAUUCCACGACUCCCCCCUAGCAGGACAUCCAGGUCAGCAAAGAACCCUCGAACUCCUAAGUUGUAACUACUGGUGGCCUGGCAUGAAGUCUACAGCCAAAGAAUGGGUAGAAUGUUGCCCUAUCUGCCAAGCCAACCAACGCGCUCAUGCUCCUGUCAUCGCCCUUAAACCCCUAGAAGUUCCCCCUUAUCCGUUCCACACCAUCUCUUAUGACUUCAUUACAGGGUUUCCCAAGUCCCAAGGUCACAACGCUAUACUGGUGGUAAUAGACUCCUUUUCCAAAUUUGGCCAUUUUAUCCCCACUUCCAAGAAGGUCACAGCAAGGGGUCUGGCGGAUCUAUUCAUUACCCACGUCUGGAAACUCCAUGGGCUACCUGUCAAAACAGUCUUGGAUAGAGGAACUACCUUCACGGGAAAAUUCCUAAGGGCACUUUACCAAGUCAACCAGUUCAUCGAAUUUUACCUACGCUCCUACGUUGCAGCUGAUCAUUCUGAUUGGGCAGCCUGGUUACCUUUGGCGGAAUAUGCGUACAAUAAUGCCAAACACGCAGCAACGGGAAAAACACCCUUUGAACUGGUCUACGGACGAAGCCCAGUGAUGAACCCUUCCAACGUCCCAGCCAACGUACCAGAGGCAGACAAUGUAGCAGACACACUAGCCCGGGAAUGGAAGGAAGCCAAGUCAGCCCUCAAACUAAGCAAAGAACGGAUGACCAGGAACCAAGGAACAGUACCGGAGUACUUGAUAGGAGAGAAAGUCUGGCUAGAUGGAAAGAACGUAGAACUCAGGACCAAUUCAAACAAAUUGGACCCCAAACGUCUUGGUCCCUUCAAAAUCCUUGAGAAAAUCUCCAGCCACGCCUACCGCCUGGAACUCCCAGAAACUCUGAAAAUCCAUGACGUCUUCUAUGUUGGGUUGCUAUCAAAGAGCCACGAGUCACCAAGUCAACCAUUCCCGGAACGACCUCCCCCUGAAACAAUAGAAGGGGAGGAAGAGUACAAAGUUGAACAGAUCAUUGACUCAAAACGUCAACAAGGAAAGUGGUUCUACCUGAUAAAAUGGAAAGGUUACGGUCCAGAAGACAAUUCAUGGGAACCCAAGGAACUCCUGGAACAUAGUCAAGAGGAAAUCCAACGCUUCAACAAGUCACAACUGAAAAAGGCUUGUGACUCCGCCAAGAGCCUUUAA